Molecule: messenger RNA, 1938 nt
Organism: Symbiodinium sp. CCMP2592
Lineage: Eukaryota; Dinophyceae; Suessiales; Symbiodiniaceae
Source: the annotation of a GenBank genome assembly
AUGCAAAACGAAGCUCGAGACGGUUACCAGAGGCUUGAGCAUCGCCUGCGGCAGCUAUCGGACAAAGCAGCACAACUUCAGAGCUCAGAGGCCCGGGCCCUGACGGAGCUGGGCGUGAGAAAGGAGGAAGAGCAGAAGUGCGAAGCAGAGUUUCGGGAGCGCGAUCACUUAGUGCAGGCUGAAGUGCGGCGUGCCAACCUGGAGAAAGACCAGAUGAAUGGGGUGCGAAGAACUGGGCAGCAAGCCGCAGAACUCCAGCGCGAGCUGGCAGCCGCACGCAACGAGCUCCAUUCCCAGCGUGCCGCCAACGACGAGAAAUCUGUACAGCUUGUCGACUUGAAGGAGGAGAUGGCAGCAACCGAGUCUGAUGUAGCCGAGCAGCGAGCACGGGCACAGUCCAGUGCUGCCCAGAUGCAAAACGAAGCCGCUGAGGACCGAGAGAAGGCCACCGGGCCCGAGGCCGCUGCAAAGAUCGGCGUCCCGGAGGGUCAGGAGGCUCCUGGCAGCAAGAAUCCUCGCCGUGCGAGUUCUGAUGCACCGAAGGAGGAGGAUGUGCAAGAGCCACCUUCAAACUCGAAAAGUGGCAAGGCAGCCUUGAAGAAAUUGCGGCUUCAGUUGGCGGCACAGGAAGGCAAGAUGAGGCAGACGGAGGCUGCAUCGGCUGAGCGGCGCGAAGCCAUGCGACGUGAGACGCAGCUGCUUGGCACGGACGUCACAGUGCUGAUCAAGUUGUUUCACUUGGGCGCUGGCGACUUGAACAACGAGCGCCACAGCUCAACACCGCAGAAUGUUCAUGCAUUUGAAAGAAUCACCCUAAACUCACCGCAAGCGAUGUUCGUGCUCACACUUUGUGCCAUCGGAUUGCCUACCUUGGUUCAAGCUGGCGGCGAGCUGGCAUUGAUUGGCUUGGGCACCAGCGGUAUCAAGCAGGUGUCCACCAUCGUCAAAGCAAUACGCUUGGGGUACCGGACUAUCGACACUGCUUUGCUGUACGGGAAUCAUGACCUUAUUCGAGAUGCAAUCGAACAAAGCGGCAUCGCCCGUGAUGAGUUUUUCCUGACGUCCAAAGUGGGAUUUUUUCCUGCAUCCUUGGAUCUUCCUAAGGAGCACCAGAAGGCGUUCGGCUACGAGUCUUUGCCAGUGCCUGCAGCACUUCUGCCGGGAUUUCAUCCAUUAAACCGGAAGGGCAAAGAGCUCGAGGCUAUCCGACUGAGCCUGGAGCAGCUGGGCGUUUCCUACUUGGACUUGUGCCUCAUCCACACCCCUGCGACAUCCGCAUUGGAGCUUGCAGCCUCCUUCAUACCCCAUGCGUAUGGACUUUCGGCAGAGUUCCCGAAGUGGUCUGAAGUAUUGGUGAAAGGGGCACUGGCUGCCCUGGCCUCGCAAGAAGCGCAGAAACGGAUUGGCGAAGCAUACGAGCAGCGCAAACGGUCGUGGCAGAAUAUGGAAGAAGCGAAGCGCCUCGGGCUUUGCAAGCACAUCGGAGUCAGCAACUAUCCGAUUGCCUUCAUGAAGGAGAUGGAUACAUACAGGACGGCCCCGAUCUACAACGAACAGCAGGAGCUUCACCCCUUGGCGCAGUUUCGCGACGUCCAGGACUACGCGCGAGAGGCCCAGAUCCGCUUGACUGGUUAUGGCACAGGAGUCAUUGCUUCCAACGCAGUGGCGCGUCAAAUCUCGACACGUCUCGGCCGGUCUCCGGGGCAGGUGUUGUUGCGCUGGGCGGUGCAGAAGGGAAUCGCCGUGACACCGAAGUCGAACAAGGAGAGACGAUUGAGAGAGAAUUUGGAAGUUUUGGACUUCGUCCUCGAAGAGGAGGACAUGAAGUUGUUGGAUGCCCUCGACAAGGAGCACGUUUUCUACUGGAACACAAGCCUCCUUGUGCCGGAUGUUGCACCGGCAGGCUUGCCAAAGUUGCCGAGCCAUUCAGAGUUCUGA